Messenger RNA from Nylanderia fulva, 6302 nucleotides. Lineage: Eukaryota; Metazoa; Arthropoda; Insecta; Hymenoptera; Formicidae. The record is from RefSeq and is a predicted model, not a curated record.
UAAUAAUUAAAAAUUUUGUGGCAAUUGUGAUUUUAUGGCAGUGCAAUAUUGUGUUGUAUUAAUUAAAUAUUGCCAACGUUCGCGAUGGAUAGUUGUUCGGAAUCGCAGCCUCGCGUAUCAUAAUGAUUGUGUGAAAAUCCGCGUCUCAUUGUCGCAUGUAAAAAAAAACAAAUAUAUUCUUGAGAUGAAAACGCAUCCUUGACGCGUGCAUUCUUGUAUGCAAGACUCGUCGUUGGUUAUAGUAUCGAAGACUACGUGAUUUCCUCGUGGCCGAGAAUAAACGUUAACAAAAAACAACUGUGAACCAGUGUGAAAAUCAUCGCAAAUUUCUUCGAGUGUGUUUUAUUCGAAAAUACCAUUGACCGAUUCAUGAAUGAGCGUCGAUAGAGGAUUAAACAUGCUGCACAAGCAUGGAAGCAAUUCACAUGGUGCUGUAUAUAAGAUCGGCAGAAGCGCUUUUCUAAAAUCAAUGUCGGAGUUUCCAGUGGACGGAAGCGAAAACGGGGACAUGCAGACCGUCAUGGAGAACUUCCAAAAGAAGAACAAUUUGGUGUCCGCCAGGACGCACCAUGUCAGCCAUGGUCAUCAUCCGCAGGUCACCACCACGUCGUCGCAGAUGCUGACGACAAACCAGAGCCAACGCCAGAGUAGUAGCAGCACUAGUACCACUAGUAGUAGCAGCAGCAGAGUGGCCAAGUCCUCGCAGAGGAUCCUCACCUCGUCCUCGUCGAGUGAGAUGAAGGCGAGCUCCAUGAAGAGUGAUUUGACGGAACUCAAGCGCGGCAUCUCGGAGAUGAAAAACAUCUCGACCAAUUUUUCGCAGCGACUGCGUAGCAGUAUGGAGAACCUCGUGGACAGAGAUGGCAAUGGACCGGAAGAGACCAAUCUCACGGAACCGUUAGUGACUUUUCCGGAUCCGGAUACGCCGCCACCUGUCAGCGAUGCUGUCACAUUGACGGGCGGUUCUCCGUCCCAAUUAAGUUCCCUGAAUUCCCUGAACAAUCUUCAUCACGGGAUGAGCCCACCAAUAAACAUGCCUAAUAUAGCUAAUCUACCUGCCGGCCAGGAAACUAUGAAGUUUGAACAGAAGAAGAUGACCAGCGCAUCUAAAACAAAGGUCGUGACAGAUGGAUUUAGCGCCGAAAAAGCGACGGCGAAUAGCGCCGAAAUGAGAGCCCUACAAGCUGGCGACGUCUCGUACAAGGAACAGAGCGCUGCGACGGCGGCGAGAGCGCGUGUCGAGCUCGACGGCGUCUCGGCAGAGAAAAGCGUCGCUGCUGCGAGGGAACAGAGAAGCUUGAAAGCUGGCGAUUUAUCGCAUCAGGAAAGCAACAAUAUGGCAGCAUCCACGAUGAAGCUUCAGAGUGAUUCAUUCACUUCCGAAAAGAAAGCAAUGGCAGCACAGCAGCAACGACAGACAGUCACGUCAACCGGCAUCUUCAACCACGAGAAACACAUGGCGUCAAGCUCGCAGUCGAGCAUCACGAUCGCGUCCAAGUCCGGGGUGAGCGCGUCCAAGUCGAUGAUCAACGCGGCGAGUGCGGUGAAUCAGCUGAUGAAUGGUAUGCGGACACCAACGGCCGAGGACGAGCUACUGUCUCUACCGUUGGACGAUCUCGACCUGCUGUGCUCCAAGUCGAAUCCGCAGGACGUGGACUGCGCGAUCGCGAAGUACUGCGGCCUGCUUGACAGCUUCGUGGAGCGACUGAAGGCGAGCGCCGACAGCAAGAGCAAUAGCUCCGGCGGCAGCAGCAAGGCGCCACAAUUGCUAAACAGGGUGAACGAGAAUCGGAAGGCUUGGGCGGUGCCGACGCACGGCCACGAACUGGGCUACACCUUGUGCAACACCCUGAGGACGCGCGGCGGUCUCGAUCUCCUAAUGUCACACUGCGUGGCGAACGAUCAGGAGCUGCAAUUCUCAUCGGCGAGGUUGCUGGAACAGUGUCUGACCACGGAGAAUCGUGCCCACGUGGUGGAGAACGGUCUGGAGAAGGUGGUGAACGUGGCGUGCGUGUGCACGAAGAACGCCAACUCGGUGGAUCACUCGCGCGUCGGCACCGGGAUCCUCGAGCACCUGUUCAAGCACAGCGAAGGCACGUGCAGCGACGUGAUCCGGCUGGGUGGUCUGGACGCGGUGCUGUUCGAAUGCCGGAAGAACGACGUGGAGACGCUGCGACAUUGCGCGGGUGCGCUCGCGAAUCUGUCGCUGUACGGCGGCGCCGAGAAUCAGGAGGCGAUGAUCAAGCGUAAGGUGCCGAUGUGGCUGUUUCCGCUCGCCUUCCACAACGACGACAAUAUCAAGUACUACGCCUGCCUAGCGAUCGCCGUGCUGGUCGCUAAUAAGGAAAUCGAGGCGGCCGUGCUCAAGUCCGGCACCCUCGACCUCGUCGAGCCGUUCGUCACGUCGCACAAUCCGUACGAGUUCGCUAAAUCGAAUUUGGCGCACGCACACGGUCAGAGCAAGAAUUGGCUGGAGAGGCUGGUACCGGUCUUGAGCUCCAAGCGAGAAGAGGCCCGCAAUCUGGCGGCUUUUCACUUCUGCAUGGAGGCAGGCAUCAAGAAGCAACAGGGCAACACUGAGAUAUUCCGUACGAUCGGCGCGAUCGAGCCGCUGAAGAAAGUCGCCAGCUGUCCUAACGCGAUCGCGUCCAAGUACGCAGCUCAGGCGUUACGAUUGAUCGGCGAAGAAAUUCCGCACAAACUCAGCCAGCAAGUGCCUUUAUGGUCCACCGAGGACGUACGCGAGUGGGUGAAGCAGAUCGGCUUCGCCGAGGUCGCCCCGAAUUUUGUGGAGAGUCGAGUGGAUGGCGAUCUAUUGCUGCAGCUGACGGAAUUGAAUCUGCGAGAGGACAUCGGCCUGACGAACGGUAUCAUGCGCCGCAGAUUCGCGCGGGAGCUGCAGAAUUUGAAAAAGAUGGCCGAUUACAGCAGCCGCGACACCGGUAACCUGAACAGCUUUCUGCAAUCAAUCGGUCAAGAGUUCUCCAUUUAUACGUACAGCAUGUUAAACGCCGGCGUGGACAAGGACUCGAUACGCAAUCUCUCGGAGGAUCAGCUGCAGACUGAGUGCGGUAUCGCCAAUAGCAUUCAUCGGCUCAGGAUACUCGAUGCCAUCAAGAACAUGCAGCACAAUCAGUUCAGCUCAUGCGAGUACGAAUCGCCGGACAAGUCGCUCGACGUGUUCGUCAGUUAUCGCAGAUCGAAUGGCUCGCAGCUGGCGAGUUUGUUGAAGGUGCAUCUGCAGCUGCGCGGCUUCUCGGUGUUCAUCGACGUCGAGAGACUCGAGGCCGGCAAGUUUGACAACAAUCUGCUGCAGAGCAUCAGGCAGGCUAAACACUUCCUCCUUGUGCUCACGCCCUCGGCUUUGGAGAGAUGUGUACGUGACAGCGAGUGCAAGGACUGGGUUCAUAGAGAGAUCGUUGCCGCAUUGCAAUCGCAAUGUAACAUAAUCCCUAUCAUUGAUAACUUUCAAUGGCCGGAACCUGAAGAACUUCCUGAGGACAUGCGAGCAGUCUGUCACUUUAACGGUGUUCGCUGGAUUCACGACUAUCAAGACGCCUGCGUAGACAAAUUAGAAAGGUUUAUGCGAGGUGAGAUACCUAUGAGAUCUGAGCUGUCCGCCGGAAUUCCGCGCAGCAUGGCACCCAAAGACGUAACCCAGCCGAGUACACCAGGUACGACGAACAUACGACAGCCGCCUAACUAUCAGCGGAUGCACAGCAACGAGAGCAGGGGCAGCGAUAAAGAUUCCACGGCCAAGAUUGCGAAUCGCUCUAUGGCAAUCAUGAUUAGGCUUAAAAAGUCGUCGAGUCCGUCCCGUUGGUUGAUGGGCCUGCCACCCACGUCGCCACGCUUCAAGUUCAUGCACGUGCAUUCGGGGAAUGUCAGCGGGAUUUCGGCAGUGCCUCGCAGGCCGCCGCGGCAGCCUCCUUCGCCGUCGACACGAUCUCGUUCUCUGGAAUUGUUAGACCAGCAGGAACAGGAGCGGAAGAUGUCGAUCUCUUCUGUCAUCGUCCAACGACCACCGCUUCCCAAACCCAGACCGAGGUCACGCAGUCUGGACGAUCUUCUGGAUGAAGACGCGAAGAGCAACAGCGCGGGCGAAUCCCGCGAGGAGCAAAACAAAAUGCAGCGUGAGAAAAAUCAUUCGCUGACAAAUCCAGAGGAGAACAAAACCAUCCCGGUUUCAAAAGAGAACCAAAAGAAACUUAGUACCGAAGCUAUCGAAUCCAAGGAUAAACCAAGACCGGUUCCCAGAAUGAAGUCAAAGAUACCUGACGCUGAAUUCCAAUCCGAAAUGGAGGAUACGCAAACGUCUUCGGAUAAGAAUGACAAAGAAACUUUGUUGUCACAUCCUCCGAAACCGAGUCGAUAUUCCAGUUCGGAAGGACAGUCUUCGACAAGUUCCGAUAAGCACUUUAGAAACCAAGAGCGUCAGGUAAAAGAACAGAAAGUCAGGGGAACGGCACAAGAAAGACUGUUGACGCGGAGCAACGACGAGAAAGAUUACAACGAUGACAAAUCGACGAUAUUGCUGAAAGCAUCGAGAAGCUGCGGUGCGGGAUUGGAUUCUGACGGAAGCAUCUCGUCAAGUGAUUAUAGCGGGUCCGGCACUCGUGCGAAAGGCCCGGGUUCGCUGUUGUCGUUGCCAGCAGGCGCGGAACCUAAGCGCAAACGAAACUUCAUGGACAAGUGCGUGAACAAGGUGCGGUCGUUUAUGAAGAAGUGAAGCGAAGAGAAAUUUCUUGUUAUUUAAUUUCGCGGGCGGAACUGGAAGUCGAGCGCACGAGGCGCUCCGAAAGAUAUCUGAAGGAUAAAAAUAAUAUAAUGUCUCUGAUCAUCGCACUCGAAUUUUAGAUAUCUAAAGAACAUUUAAAAAGUUUCAUUGAUAGUUUUAGGACUUUUUAAAAAACAGUUUAGAUAUCGAAAAAGUGUUAUAUAUAGAGAACCAUCGAAAAAGAAGUUUGAGCUUCUUAAAGUGUUUUAGAUAUUUCUAAAAUCACAGAAUAAAUCUUAGAUUUAGUUUAAAAAAUAAAAAACGCAUUUAAAAACUCUGUUUAAAGGAAGUUUGGCUGAGGAAAUUAUUUAGAUACUUUUAAAAGUUGUUUGGGAGUCUUCAGUGUCUUUCAAGUCAUUGUUUGCGAAAAUUUUCAGCAGUCGCUAUUGAUUCCUGAAUUUCGCGGCAUUGAAUAACUUCGCGUAUUUACUCUCGCAAUGCGAAGAUAUAAUAUUUCGUGCGGAGUUCGUGAUCCGCAUGGUGUACAAUGACAGGCAGCAUGAAAGUAUAUAGCGAAAUGUUGUGCCUAAACAUGCGACAAGUGUCUUUGUAGAAGUCCCAGGAUACGCGUGUUUACGCGAAUUUAGCCUGCUUUUCCAGGUGCCUUUUUGUAUUGUAUUUUUCUCGUUGAAUUGUAUACAUUAUACAUAUACACUACAUUGUAGUAUAUGUUAGAAACGAACGAACGAAUCGAGAAUCGUUAGUUAAGGCGGCUAGAUUAUAUGAUCGUUAUUUGUAAUACUAUUUUUUUAGACAGUUCUCUCUUAGGAAUCCGCGUUUAAAGACGCGUGUGACUCGCGUGGUCAUGAAUUAUGGUUGUUCUUGUCGCAGCUAACAUCAGAAAUAUAUACAAGCGCACGGAGUGUUCGGUAGUAACUCGUGAUCAAGCGACAUUCCUUCUUGAAAGCUAAGAUCUUUGAGAAGUCAAAACGAAAGGAAUUUUUUCCUUAUCAAUAUCUAAUCGAUUAUAUAUCGCGUUUUUUUGCAGCUCUUAGAAUAUUUUCGAAUUUAUAUAUCUUGGUAGCUAUAUACUUAUAUAAUAGCUAUACUUUUUGAGUUAAGAGAUUUCAUUAAAGUAGAAUCCAUCUAAAAUUGAUUAAAGAAAAAGAGGUUUUAUUGUCAAUUUUUAUACGUUUCCUCUACUUUCCUAUUCUAAAAUCUCUACGGUUUCGAUUAAUAAUGAGUUAUUCAUAUCUCAAUAUAUCGUUGUCAGGAAAAAAAUGAUAUUAACUUUCGGUAAGAUAUGUUGUGCGCAAUUAAACACGUUCAUUACCGAACAUCCGAUAAUACAAUCGUAACCGUUUCUCGAGUCGCGCGAUAUUUUAUUAUUUAACACUGUUUUUAUCGCACCAAUCGCUGAUGCUCGGCCCUCAAGCUGAGAAUCGAAAUGGCAACGCUUCGAUAUUCGUAGCUUAAGAGAUCCGCCUGAUUAUCACAAAACUGUAUAUUUUACCAAAGUUUCAUUAAGUUACGAGUUUUAUCGAGAUGUUUGAAUGUUUCUCAAAAUAAAUUUUAUUUAGCGAAA